Molecule: messenger RNA, 1998 nt
Organism: Toxoplasma gondii ME49
Lineage: Eukaryota; Apicomplexa; Conoidasida; Eucoccidiorida; Sarcocystidae
Product: BING4CT (NUC141) domain-containing protein
Exons: 15
Coding region: 106-1812 (568 amino acids)
Biological process (GO): tRNA aminoacylation for protein translation; maturation of SSU-rRNA from tricistronic rRNA transcript (SSU-rRNA, 5.8S rRNA, LSU-rRNA)
Cellular component (GO): 90S preribosome; small-subunit processome; nucleolus
Molecular function (GO): ATP binding; aminoacyl-tRNA ligase activity; protein binding
Source: RefSeq, a predicted model, not a curated record
ACAAAAGUACGACAUUGUCAAGUGACGGAUAUCUUUUCGAGUUCCUCUUCGUCCUCGUAUAUGCUGCUACUGCUCUAGUAGGCCUCGCGACCUUCGUGAGUGAAUAUGGGGACAGCAAAAGCUUCCGGCAACGAGGGGGUUGCCUCUUCGCGUCAACUCAGCCAACCGGAGAUCGAAGUAACGGUAUGGGAUGGCGAUGAGGAACAAGUUGUAUCCGGAAAGAAGCAACGGAAGCCCAUCGGGAAGCGUUCCCGCAGAGCGACCAGUUCUCCUUCAACGUCGACGUCAUUCCAACGACAUGAGAAAAUCGCAUCACUCAAAGGUCUGUGGAACAAAAAACUCAAGGGACGGCUGCGAACACAGCAGAAGCUGAACGAUGAGGCUACGCGGCGACUACGGACUACUGAGCUCAUGCUUUUUGAGGAAGAAGGCGGACUGCUGACCGAGGGCUUGGAGAAAUCGUACGCUAUUCCACAGGCAGACAUCGUCAAGGAAGCAGACCUAGGAACCAGAGAGAAGAUCUUCUCCCUCGACCUCCCCUUCGGCCCCUACGCGGUGGAUUUCUCACGAAACGGCCGGCACAUGCUUAUCGGCGGGAAGAAGGGGUCUUUGUCUCUCCUCGACUGCCAUACGUUUCAGCCGCUGUGUGAAAUAAACGUGAAGGAGACGGUGCGGGACGUCCAGAUUCUCCACAACCACACAAUGUGGGCGGCAGCUCAAAAAAAGUAUCUUUACAUCUACGAUCAGCAGGGGAUCGAGCUCCACUGCCUCCGAGAUCACAUGAUGACAUACCGAAUGGAUUUCCUUCCUUACCACUACCUUCUCGUCUCUGUCGGCGAGUUUGGUGAACUUGUCUACCGAGACAUCUCCACGGGCCAGAUCGCGGCGCGCCACAAAACUCGGCGAGGCCCCUGCGACUGCAUGCGUCAGAAUCCCUCCAAUGCAGUCAUGCAUCUCGGGCAUAUAAAAGGAACUGUGUCGCUCUGGACACCCAACCUCGGAAAGCCCGCCGUCGAGCUUCUUUGCCACAAAGGCCGUGUAACAAGCGUCGACGUCUACCGUGACUACAUGGUGACUUCAGGCAUCGAUGGCUCUUGGAAGAUUUGGGAUCUGCGAACUUACAAGCCUCUUCACUCGUUCCAGUAUUUUGGAUCGCCCCCGUCGUCAGCCCGAUGGAGUCAAACGGGCAUGCUCGCAAUGGGUUUCGGUUCUCAUGUUCAGUUCUGGAAGGAUGCGUGGAGCACACCAAAGCCGAGGUCGCCGUACCUAACUCAGCACUACGACAGCAAGCAAGUGGAGAGUCUGGCGUUCCGCCCUUUUGAGGAUCUCUGCGCCGUGGGCUUGACCACGGGAAUCGACACGAUCGUGGUGCCUCAAUCUGGCAUCGCAAACUUCGAUACCUUCGAGGCGAAUCCUUACGAAACGUCUGCGCAACGGCGAGAACGCGAAAUCCAUUCCCUUUUGGAGAAGCUGCAGCCGGACAUGAUCACGGUGGACAAGUCCAGCCGUGUGGGUGCAAUUGACAGCGCGCCUCGUGCAGUUCUGGCCGAAGAGAAACAACGCGAGAUGGCUGAAAAAGCCGAGAUGAAGAAGACCAAGAAGAAGACAAAGCAGCGCGGCAGAAACACUGCGGCCAAGGUGCAAAAGAAGGCGGUUCUGCAGUACAACCAGAAGGUUCGGACUCUCACGGCCAAGAGGCUGGAACAGGCGAAGGCGGAGCAGAAGGCCAGCAGAAGUACAAAGGACGACAGAGAGCAGGCCUUCAGUGCGUUGGACAGGUUUCGAAACAGAGAGAAGGCGUCCUACAGCUGAGAAGCACGCUACCAGCCACAUGUUACACAACUAAACUUGUGCAAGGCAGUCGUCCUCUUUGCUAGCGUUUACGUGGAAUAGGUCCAGCAUUUGUUUCAGCACAGCAGCAGUCUGGGCACUUCAUGUUCCACCACGGAGGCGAACUUUGUUUGCGUGUCUGCGUUGCCUCUUUCAAUUGUACGGCCC